UCGAUGUAUUGAUUUACAAAAACAAUAACAAAAAAAAAAGGUUAGAGAAUUAAAAAGAAAAAAUGUUACGAAGAGCAGCGAGCAAUGCGUAUUCAUGGUGGUGGGCAAGCCAUGUCCGAACCAAACAAUCUAAAUGGCUCGACGAAAACCUUCAAGAUAUUGAGGAGAAGGUGCAAUACGCACUUAAGCUAUUGGAAGACGAAGGUGACUCCUUUGCAAAGCGUGCUGAAAUGUAUUACAAGAGAAGACCCGAACUAAUCAGUUUCGUGGAAGAAUCGUUCAAAGCCUACCGCGCUUUAGCGGAACGGUACGACCACAUCUCCAAGGAGCUUCAAAACGCAAACACAACCAUCGCAUCUGUUUUCCCCGACCAAGUCCCCGAGUUUUCCAUGAACGAAGACGAUGACUCGUGUGAUCCUUCCUCGCCAAGAAACCGUAAACCAGGUAAGAACGUUCCAAAGGUUCCUGAUCACUUUCCUAUUAAAGACCCCGAGGCCGCUGCAAAGAUGUUCAGGUCGAGGAAAGCUAACAACAGAGGAAGCGAUGCGUUGUCCGAAGUUGAAGUUGCUGUUGUUAACAAGUCCGGUCUGAGCAAAACCGAGGCGGUUGAGGAGAUCGACAAGCUGCAGAAAGAGAUUCUUGUUUUGCAGACGGAGAAGGAGUUCGUGAAGAGCUCUUACGAGAACGCGCUCGCCAAGUAUUGGGAGAUCGAGAAUCGUAUCGUGGAGAUACAAGGGAGGGUUUGCGGUUUGCAAGACGAGUUCGAUGAAGGCGCUGGCGUGAUUGAAGACAGAGAAGCUCAGGUUCUGAUGUCGAACGCAGCUCUCAAAUCAUGCCAAGAGAAGUUGGAUGAGAUGAGGGAGAAACACGAGGAGAAUGUGAAAGAAACUGAGAUGGCAAGAAAAGAGAUAAGUAAAUCAAAAGAGGAAAUUAAUAAUAAACAUUCUGAAGCAGUUCUUGAUGAUGGAACAAGAACUCAAAGAAGUGGAGAAAUGGAAAAGGAGGAAGAGAUGGAAAAAAAAGUAAGUGGAGAUAAUCAACAUGAGGUGGUGGUGGAUGAUAGGUCAUGUCUUACCAUAACAGAUGUUGCUGAUAAUAUAGAUGAGCUUGUGAAUGAUGUGAUGAAUUUGGAAAGCUUGUUCUCAUCUCAAGCAGCUUUGAUACAGAGGCUAAGAGAAGAGAUUGAUGAUCUCAAGGCACAGAUUAAAGCCCUUAAAGAGAAUAAUAACAACUCAUCUCAAACUGAUGAAGAUGCUGCUGACAUGAAGAAGAGGUUGAGAGAGAUGGAGGAGAAGCUGAAUGGUAUUAAUGGUAUACACAAGGCGGUCUCAGAACAGAGUCAGAACAUUGAGAUACACCUUACGAGAGCACAUAUAAAACUAACUUUCUUGUCUAACAAGUUAAAGGGCUUAAACCAAGAAGGAGAAGAAGAAGAAUCAAAGGAUACUAAUGCAACAUCCUUGAGUGAUGCAAAGGUUUUAGAGGAAAAGAUUGAUGAUCAAGUUGUGUCUGAAGAUGUUAAACCAGCAUCUGAAGUGGUUAUUGCUGAAAAAGAAACUACUGUGCCAAUCCAAAAUGUAACAUCUUUGAGUGAUACAAAGGUUCCAGAGGAAGAACUUGUUGUGUCUGAAGAUGUUAAAUCAGCAUCUGAAGUGGUUACAGAAAAUGAAGUUUUAUUAUUAUCACCAAAGUCAAGCAUUGAAGCUGAAGAUGAAGCGCUCUUGCAGAAGGUUCUUGCGCAUGGGAUUGAAGGCAGAGAGAAACAUCUCUUAACCGAAUACACAAAGGUAAUUAGGAGCUACAAGGAAGUAAAGAAGAUGUUGGACGAAACAGAAACAAGACUCAAGAGUGAAAACACAAUGAAAGAUGAGCAGCUCAGAGCCUUAAACCAAAAACUCAACCUCCUGCUUCAAAGUAAAAGCGAUGGUGGUGGUGAUGUUGAUAAGCAGAAGUCUAUAGCCAACAAGGAUCAACAACAAAAACAGAAAGAGCAGUUGUUCAUGCUUAUCUAUAGAGAAGACAAUGCGAUCAACGCGAUAACUGGUCAGAACCAGACGUUGUCACCGAAAGAACAGCUGUUCGGAGCGAGAGUCGAUGCAUUGUUAAGCGAGAACUUGAACUUGCUGGUGAGGUUUAGUAACUCGUUUGGACAGAUACAACAGUUCGAUACAGGGAUCAAGGACCUACACGCUGAGUUAUUAAAGAUCGUGGACCAAAAGAAUCAAGACAAGCCUUCUCUAAGAUCAAACGUUCGUCCCAUCUACAAACACCUCAACGAGAUACGCACCGAGCUAACCAUCUGGCUAGAGAAAAGCUUGCUGCUCAAGGAAGAGAUCAACUCGAGAGCUUCGACGUUGAACAACAUACAGAACGAUUUAACGGAAGCUCUCAAGACAGAUUCUGAAGAUCCGGAAACUAAGUUUACGAUCUACCAAGGAGCUAAGUUCGAAGGCGAGGUUUCGAACAUGCAGAAGGAGAACAACAGGAUCGCGGAAGAGCUUCAGACGGGUUUGGACCAAGUUGUGAAACUGCAGCAAGAAGCUGAUAAGACGCUUGGGAAACUGAGCGAGGAGUUUUCGCUUUCCGAGUCAAAGAACCGGUCCAGUACACGGUCUACUACGCAAGAUGGCAAAACUAGUAUUCCUCUGAGGUCGUUUAUCUUCGAUGUUAAACCAAAGAAGCAAAGACUAUCUCUCUUCUCUUGUAUCCAACCUUCGAUGUCUAAGAAGAUGAGGCCUGAUUCAUAGGUAACUUGAACAAUCCUUUUCAUGUA
This is a messenger RNA of Raphanus sativus (radish), 2773 nucleotides long. RefSeq names its product protein NETWORKED 2C. The record is from RefSeq and is a predicted model, not a curated record. The coding region runs from base 63 to 2747 and encodes 894 amino acids. Gene Ontology annotation, molecular function: actin binding. Lineage: Eukaryota; Viridiplantae; Streptophyta; Magnoliopsida; Brassicales; Brassicaceae. The transcript has 2 exons.